This is a messenger RNA of Aspergillus caelatus, 1578 nucleotides long. Its product is annotated as major facilitator superfamily domain-containing protein. Bases 1 to 1578 code for a protein of 525 amino acids. Gene Ontology annotation, molecular function: transmembrane transporter activity. Gene Ontology annotation, biological process: transmembrane transport. The record is from RefSeq and is a predicted model, not a curated record. The transcript has 7 exons. NCBI's taxonomy places the organism in Eukaryota, Fungi, Ascomycota, Eurotiomycetes, Eurotiales, Aspergillaceae.
AUGCCGCUUGGUAUUCUAGAUGAUAAUAAACUGGAACAUAUCCCAGGAACGGCACCGCUACAUGGUCUUCAUGAGGUCGACACUUACUCCGGCAUCAACCCCAGUCUUCUGAAACACGAUUCUACCGGGCAGAUCGUGCUUGUUCCUCAACCGUCUGACUCACCAAAUGACCCUUAUAAUUGGCCCCGGCUCAAGAAAGAGCUUUUUACAAUUGCCUAUGGAUGGGGCUGUGGCUGCGUUGGAGCGGUCGGUCCGCUUCUCGGUGGUGCAUUCGUCCCACUCGCUGCAGAAUUUGGGGUCUCGUUAUCGACGUUUGUUUCCGCCGUCCAGGGCGGCCUGAUUUCGGCUAUCGCCGUUGGAAGCUUGAUAUUCAAUUCCUUGGCCGUGAAAUACGGAAAGCGUCCGGUUUAUCUUGGAACAACUGUUGGCUUGAUGGUGUCAUGUUUUUGGGCGGCCGAAGCCAAAAGCUUUGAAUCAUUUGUCGCCUCAAGAGUCCUUUGCGGGCUCUGCAUGGCACCUAUGGAGGCUUUGGUUCCGGCCUCCAUUGCAGAUAUCUGGUUCGUGCAUGAACGUGGGUUCCGUACUGCUAUUUUUAACCUCGGCGUCCUCGGUGGAAUUAACCUGGCGGUCCCGAUAGCGGCUGCAAUAAUUGAGUAUGGAUCGUUUAGAAUUGCAUUACAUGCCAUGGGUGGCGCCUUUGCUCUAACAUUGAUAAUGGUCUUCUUCUGGAUGCCGGAAUCCGCGUAUGCGAGAGAAGCACUGAAUAUCGAUACUGGAGAAACAAAUCUCGAAAACGCUGCAAGCACUGGGGCUCAAACAGCCGAAGCGCGUCACUCCUGGGCCAAAGAGCUGCUACCGUAUAGCGGUUAUGUCAACCAUGUCUCAUUCUGGAAUACUAUCAUCCGGCCAUUCUAUCUUUUGGCUUCGCCACCUGUUCUUUGGGCUGUGCUUCUUUUUACCAACUGUAUAGCAUGGCUCGUGGGCAUUUCUCUCACCCUAUCCCAGAUCUUCUCCGCGCCACCUUACAACUUCUCCGUGAUGGGUGUUGGAGCCACGAACUUGUCGUCCUUUGUCGCGUCCGUCCUUGGGACUUUUAGUGCCGGACCCCUGAUUGACGGCCUGGUGACCCGGAUGUCCAAGAUGAACGGUGGCAUAUUCGAGCCCGAGUUCCGCCUACCGAUCAUGCUUACGUACCUUUUGUUCACCUCAACGGGGUUCUUUGCCUGGGGCCAGUCUUCCUAUGCACAAGACCCAUGGCCUGUACCGGUGAUUGUGUGUUUGGGCAUGAUUAAUUUUGGUGUCCAACUCGGCACCACUGGGGUUGUCACCUACAUCGUAGACUGUCACCGUGAGAAGGCCGGUGAGGCCUUUGCGACAAUGAACUUUCUCAAGAAUCUCUUCGCAUUUGGGCUGUCCUUUUACCUCAAUGGAUGGAUUGAUAGCCAAGGUGUUCGUAACUGCUUCUUCACUAUUGGAGGAAUCACAAUGGCUGCGGCACUAUGCACUAUCCCUAUGUAUAUCUUCGGAAAACGAGCCCGAAGCUGGGUACACCGACACGGAAUUGCCGAUCGACUUUGA